This is a messenger RNA of Osmia bicornis bicornis, 2360 nucleotides long. RefSeq names its product BLOC-1-related complex subunit 6 (gene BORCS6). The record is from RefSeq and is a predicted model, not a curated record. Gene Ontology annotation, cellular component: BORC complex. NCBI's taxonomy places the organism in Eukaryota, Metazoa, Arthropoda, Insecta, Hymenoptera, Megachilidae. Bases 197 to 1030 code for a protein of 277 amino acids. Gene Ontology annotation, biological process: lysosome localization. The transcript is spliced from 4 exons.
UAUAAAGCAUACACUAUACACGGUAAAAUCUAUCGAUUUAUUAAAAUCAACCAUUUCGGGGAUUUCCAGUAUCUUGUAAAAUAAAUGUUGUAUUAGUGAAAACUCUCUGUUACGAUCAAUAAUAAGUUUGCGAAAGAGAAGAAAGCAAGUGUUGAACGAUCGAGAUACGGAAAAGUAUCGAAUCGAGCUUGUUAAAAUGGAAUCGGAAGAAAACGAAGUGCAUAUAAAACAAGCAACGAUGUUACGCAGCAGCGAUAAAAAUGCAGCAAUUGACUACGAUGAAGAUAGACUGCACGAGAUGACAGCAUCGUAUUCAGAAAUAUCGUUCGAUUCGCAAUCAUCUCCGCCAGUUUCGGAAUUAAGAUCGCUCAUCGAUUCCCCGGAUAUCGAUGGAACAAAAUUCUUCGAAGAUAGUUUGGAAAAGAUGAACGUAGUUGGUAGCAGACCGGAUCAGUUAAAUUUAAGAAAUCGGGAAAGUAGUCCGACCGACGACGACGAUGUAGAUCCCCCAAGUUAUCAUAAAGCUAUGGGAUAUUUGCAGUUGGAAGGGACAGUAAUGCAAGACGGAGACAUGGUGCUGUUUGUUGCAGAAGAUUUAGAGAAUAAGAUUAAACUUUCCAGUCCGGUGACAAAAAAAGGAGAGACCCCAUCCUUUCCAGGUUCUCGUAGUUCCACUCCUUGCUUAUAUAGGCAAGCUUUGACACCUCAGGUGCCUCUUCUAGACCAUAAUGUAUUGAAUGAAUUGGAAAUGGAAGCAAGAAAAGUGGCCACUUCUGUGGAUGCGUUGACAGAAAAUUUGGCUGCCAUUUUACAUAGUGCAUCUGCAUUGACAGUCGGGUGCUUAGAAACGUAUAGGGAUGCUGUUUGCAAAACAUGCGACGCGGUCGAUCACAAUAUCAAAUCGAUGUAUCAGUUAAUGGCCAAAUGCGAGGAAUUAUCGAAAUCAAUGGGACCUGUGUAUAAGCUGGCAGAUCAAAUCAAAGAAAUGAAAAGAAUGUUGGAGUUAUUUGAAAGUGCAAUGAAUCUAUAAGGUACAGUUAAUUUUUUUCAAUUACCCACACGCUAUCGUCGUCGUCGUUUAAGUGUAUGAAAUACAUUUAAAAGUAAACAAUAUCAAAGAGUGUGAAAAGUUAUAUUUUUUGCUUUUGAGAGCAAGUUAAGGUAUCUAAAAUUGAUUUGUUGAAGUUAAAAUGUGUAGAACCGAUAUGAAUAGCUUACAUCUAUCGCAUCGAAAAAUAUGUAUGACACGUUGAAAGAAUUAAUAAAGAAUUUGAUGGUUUCAAAAAGAAAGAAAGAAAAGGAGAGAAGAAAACAGUUGAUCACGCUAAAACGGCUGAAAUACAAAAACGCAGUGGUUUUUCUUCGUAAAAACAAAGUUUAUCGAGGUGUUUGAUUUAUCUGCCUUUAUUUAUACGUAGACACCUGUAAACUUUUCAUAAGCUGAUCACACAAUGUGCGUUUGUUCGCAUUCAACGGUAUACAAAGUUAAUUGAAAAAAAAAGUCCAUGCUGAGCUGACACAAUGUUACGGAGUAAUUUGUGUGUAUUAUGCGACUUGGCGAUGAUUCAUUGUAAAUAACAUUAUCAAAAAGCGACGGUGGGAAAGACGUUGCGCCUCAUUUAACGGAUUCGCUAAGCGUAAUUAUUAAAGACAGGGUGAUUUUAAUCCGGCUAGAGGAAGAAGGGGGCGAUGAUAGCGGACAAACACCUCGUUAAUUUAUUCUCCAACCCCGUCACUCAUUCAGUCCACCAAAAGCAGUUGUAUACGUAUAAACGUACGCUCGUCUUUCCUCCCUUCCUACCAUUCGCUUUCGCUCUUUUGCACAUUUUGAAUUCUUUUCAAUGAAAAAACCAUUUGUUCCCCUGCUAUCUCCUCCCUUACACUAUCACGUCUGCGUUCUCUUUCGCAUGUCUCGAUCAACUUUCGCUUUUUCAUAGUUGAUUUUUAAUCCAAGCGUUUGAUAGAAAAAGGAAAAUCGAUCUGUUUUCGUGGAAAAGUUAUUAAACUACGGGAAACCUGAGUCGUGUAGCGAUCAGUCGUGCAUAAGAGGACGGUAGAAAUCGAGACAAGGGGUAGGUAGCAUAGGGAUGAAAAGUGAAGUAAAAGAAAAGGAUGAGAAGUGAAACGAAAAAUGCUCAGCAGAUCACAGACUGCCUAAUUAAAAGGUUCGCUGUCACAUGGAAUCUUCUUUCUUUCUUUUGUUUCAACGAGAGUUUGUUUGCGGUAAAGUCUCAGGAAGUCGACGUCUCUCUUUUCUUUUGUCCUGUCUUUAACCCUGUGUCGCAUACGUAUCCAUGAACGUUCGUUCGUUCUCGCGUGGUAACGAGCUACGGUGUCCUUUUCGCGAGACCCCCUUGUUG